Molecule: messenger RNA, 1143 nt
Organism: Trypanosoma rangeli
Lineage: Eukaryota; Euglenozoa; Kinetoplastea; Trypanosomatida; Trypanosomatidae
Product: putative vacuolar ATP synthase subunit c
Exons: 1
Coding region: 1-1143 (380 amino acids)
Biological process (GO): proton transmembrane transport
Cellular component (GO): vacuolar proton-transporting V-type ATPase, V1 domain
Molecular function (GO): proton-transporting ATPase activity, rotational mechanism
Source: RefSeq, a predicted model, not a curated record
AUGGCAGAAAAUUUUCUUCUUUUUGGCCUCCCCUUUUUGCCACAAUGCACUGACACUCUUCCAUCUACUCAAUUCAAAUGCCUUGUGUCAGAAAUGGGACCUUUGGGUCAAGCUCUCCGGCCGUUUGUGGUCCCUACGCUGAGGGUAGGAACUUUGGACUCUUUGAUAGAGGCAAGUGAUGAGCUCACCAAACUCGAUCCACAACUUGAGAAUACUGUGGAAAAAUUAAUUGCACUCAUGGAGGAGACUUCUCAGAAGCCACGAAGCGUUGUCACUGCACUUCGCAUUAAUCAAACACAGGAAAUGACACCAGCUACAUACAUUAAAAAUUUUCUUUGGAGUUCAGCGCAAUUUGAUACGAGGGAAAAAAUUCGUGUGCUGAUAGAGAAACUUUCUCAAAUUUCGACCUCAACAGAGGAGCGUAUUCGUGUAUUAUUAACUGAGUAUAAUGAUACACGGAAUAAACUAACGGCUGUGACUCGAAAGGCCCAGGGAAAUUUAUCGGUGAAACCCAUCAGGGAAUUGGUUACCUCGUACAAUCAGAAGUUUUCGUGCUAUGUGGACACUGAAAUGCUCGCGACAUUAUUUAUUGUUGUACCUUUGGCUUCUCAAAAAGAGUGGCUUGAAACAUAUUGGUCUCUUAAUGAAUUUAUUUGCCCGAAAUCAAACCGUGUGAUUGCAGAGGAUAAGGAAUGUGCUCUUAACAGCAUUGUUGUUUUUCGAAAAGCGCUGGAUGAUGUCAGGAUGGCCUGCCGGAGGAAGCGUUUUACUGUUCGAGACAUCGAUGGGGCUGAUGAUCUCACAGUAACAGAAAUGAAGGAAUUGAAUCAAAAGGCUGAAAAGGAACGAAAAGCACUUUAUACGGUGCUUUGGCAACAGUAUUCUUUGUGCUAUGUAGCAUGGGUGCAUGUAAAGGCACUUCGGGUGUUUGUUGAGAGCUUACUAAGGUAUGGUUUACCUCCCCGAUGCAUAUCAGUUGUACUACAAGUAGAUAGGAAAAAAGAAACAGAAAUACGAAAGAAGAUAUCACAACUCUAUCCUAAUUUAAACUCUCCCUUAGCGAAUGAACCCACAAUUGACACUGGAAUGUUGCAGUAUGAGUACCCGUAUGUCUCUUUGAAAGUAACUAACUUUCAAAAAUAA